AUGGUAAAACAUGUGUCUGGAGAUGCAAUCAGCUCUCUUCCAGACGAGACACUUGCUCAGAUCUUGUCUAAACUUGCCACAAAACAAGCUGCUUCAACCUCAAUUCUCUCCAAGAGAUGGAGGAAUCUGUUCCCACUCAUGAAUCAUCUCUUCGCUUCACAACACCAUCUCGACUUUGACCACUCAGAAUUCCUCAACCCAAAGCAAGGUGAAAAAAAACUUGGACGUCGAAGGAAAAAGGAGAUUGAGGAAAGCUUCAGGGCUUUCGUUGAUAAAACCCUGUGUCUGCCAUCUCGCAACAACAACAACAACAAGAUCAAGAAAUUCUCGCUUAAAUGUCGAGACAAGUAUCACGACAUGGCUCAGACCAACAGAUGGAUAAAAUAUGCCUUGGAAAGAGACGUCUCGGAACUCGAUCUCCGCAUAAAGACCGAUUCGAUCGGCGCGUCAUCACGUCCUCUCCCUUCAGAAAUCUUCACAAGCAAGACGCUGGUGAAACUGACACUAGGAACAUAUAUUUCUGUCGGAGACAUAUCUCCAAAAGUGUUACUUCCAGUGCUAAAGUAUCUCUCCCUCGACACAGUUUACGUCUUCGACGGCGAGUUUUACUACGACAUGAUGCAAGGCUGCCCAGCGCUUGAGGAGCUUGUCUUCAACUACGUUGACAUCAACCACUACAACGCUCCAGAAGAACCCAACUGUAUAUCACACAAAACCCUCAAAAGACUCACAAUGCGCACAAAUUUACGAUUGAUGAUAUUGGAUACCCCGAGUCUUGUCUACCUCGACUACUCCGAAAACACUAGAUGUAUCUUCCAUUCAGCAACUUUCAUCGAGUCCCUUGUUGAAGCCCGACUCGAUCUCGCGGGACUGACAAGACAGGACCACAGCGACCAUCCUAAUCUAUCGAAAGUCAUCGGUUGGAUAAUAAACGCUCGCACCCUUUACUUUUCUUCCAAUACCGUUGAGGUUAUCUAUUCAUACUGGAAAGGGUGUCGUUUCUAUGACUCUGAGUUUCCUCGUUUUGGAAACCUGCUUAAACUUUCUUUCGAGAGUAAAACGAAACAAGGUUGGGAAGUUCUUACAAUCAUGCUCAAAAACUCUCCGAAGCUAGAAACUCUUGUUCUCAAGGGACUUCACUUUAUCAACAGUACUCACGGUGUCUGCGUCAAAGAGAAUACAGUUAAGGUGCUAGAGAUAAACGAUUAUAGAGGAAGCCUUGAAGAAUUAGGGCAACUAGAGCGUUUCUUGCGCCAAACGGAUUUUCUUCAAGUGAUAAAAUUGCAAAUUGACGCUCAGAUUAAAGAUGAUGACAAGAAACUACAACUCACCAAGGACGACUUACUUGAUCUUCUUUUAAAAUGUGAAUCCAGUUGCCAAAUUCAGUUCGUAUGA
Molecule: messenger RNA, 1395 nt
Organism: Thlaspi arvense
Lineage: Eukaryota; Viridiplantae; Streptophyta; Magnoliopsida; Brassicales; Brassicaceae
Source: the annotation of a GenBank genome assembly